Molecule: messenger RNA, 5533 nt
Organism: Esox lucius (northern pike)
Lineage: Eukaryota; Metazoa; Chordata; Actinopteri; Esociformes; Esocidae
Product: Sema and PSI domain-containing protein
Exons: 14
Coding region: 161-2095 (644 amino acids)
Biological process (GO): negative regulation of axon extension involved in axon guidance; negative chemotaxis; neural crest cell migration
Molecular function (GO): chemorepellent activity; semaphorin receptor binding
Source: RefSeq, a predicted model, not a curated record
ACAGACCAGCACGGUUUGCCUGAUCUCCACCAAUAGUCAAUCGCAUACAUCAAGGAAUAAUAAGGCACGAUUACGAAUGCCGGUUGAUUGCCUCCUGCGGAAAUAAAAGAAGGGUUUUGAAUAUAUAGUCUUCGGAAAUCAGUCACCUUCAAGACGUGGAAUGAUGAAAUAUAUAAUAUUUUUGGCAACCUUUUUUUCCAUGAUUUUUGCCGAAAAGUCACCUCGACUGAAAUUCAUUGUAAACGGGACUACAGAGCCGGCCAUGUACCACUUCUCAAAACCACAGAAUUACAUGUCAGUGUACCACCAUGAGGGUACCAACGUGCUGUAUGUGGGGGGCCAGGCAGUGAUCUACGUGCUAACAUUCACUGACAGGGGGGUCAGCAGCCUGGAGAUCCCAGUGGUGACUGAUGAAAACGCAAAAGCAACUUGCAUCGCAAAAUCAGCCCCACCAAAAUUGGAGUGUGACAAUUUCAUCACAGUGAUUCAAAAAGUCAAUGACACUUUUGUGGUAUGCGGGACAAAUGCAGGAACCCCAAAAUGCUGGCUGCUGGUAAAUGACACUGUGCUGAUUGAUGCCCCCACCAACGGACAGAUGGCAUCAGCGUCUGACAUCUCCCCUCCCUAUCCCUCUCAGAGGUCCGUUAGUGUAUUUGCAGAUGGGAAUCUAUACUCUGCUGUGUCAGCAGUGGGGCGCAACCCUGGCACUAUUCGACGGACCUAUGGGACUCAGAAGCUCCUGAAGACUGAGAGCAAGUGGCUGCAGAGCCCCCAGUUCGGGGGAGCAGCAGUAAUGCCAUCCUCACAGAAACUCAAGGAUGAGAUCUACUUCUUCUUCAGUGAGAUCAACAAGACGGCCCGGGUGGACGAGGAGCCCUACAGGUCUCGCAUCGGCAGGGUCUGCAUGGUGGACGAGGGAGGCAUUAAGAACCUUCUGCCGGACUCGUGGACUACCUUCAUGAAGGCCAGGGUGAUGUGUGGUGUGGGUAGCACCCCUCAGCAGUACAACAACAUCAGACAAGCCAUCGUGCUGUCAGAGGUGGCCCAGGAGAAGAGGACUGGAGUAAUGUACGGCCUGUUUGCCAACGCAUGGGACACAACAGUGAUAUGUGCUUACUCCGUCGAGGACAUUGACCAGGCCUUCGCAACGUCUAAACUGAAGGGCUACAGCAGUCCUCUGAUUGGGCAUCGCCCUGGGACUUGUGCUUUUAAGAACUCUACGGCAGCUCAGAACCCUAAGACCCUGGGGGUGAUCAGGGACCAUCCCGAAAUCGAGGAUGUGAUUCGGCCGGUCGGAGGAGCUCCACUGAACUUGCCCACUGACGAUCACUUCACACACACGGUUGCUGCCAUUGUACUGGCCGUUAACGAUGAGCACUAUAGUGUGCUUUACCUGGGAACAGAACAGGGGAAAGUGCUGAAGGUUCUACACACUAAUGAGGAAGUCUUUAUCAUAUGCCAGUACUCCCUGUUCCACAACGAUGGUCCUGUUCUGAGCAUGGCCAUCGACUCUAAGCAGGGCCACCUUUAUGUAGGCACGGCCAUGGCAAUCCAGCGCAUACCACUGGCUGACUGUGGUCGCUAUGGAAACAGCUGUCAGGAGUGCAUCCUAUCUCGGGAUCCAUAUUGCGGCUGGGAUGCAGCCAGGAGGAGGUGCACUGCCAUACCAGCUGGAUAUAACAUCAGCUCUGGGGCCCUCACUCAGAGUUUGGACUAUUCCAAUGCCUCCAUCUGUGGUGAAGCUGCUGCACUGAAGAGUCACAGGACCAAUCCCAAACGGGUGGUGAUAGACUCCAACAGCACCGUCUACCUCCCCUGCCCGUUGCACUCUUUCCACGCCACCUACCGCUGGGAGAAGGACAACUGCGGCAAGCACUACCCCUGCUCCAUCAUCGGAGACUUCUGCGUGCUGGCACCCACUUUCGCCAUGCCCCUGGAGAACGGAGUGUUCCGAUGCAUGGCCACAGAGAAUGGCCACAAGGUGGAGCUGAUCUCUUAUAGGCUGGUAUUUAAUGGUGGGCCUCUGCCCGCCUCCCUGGCAUCCACCAUGGGGCCUUCUCUGCUGCUUGCUGCAGCCACCCUUUGGCUUCUGUAACCACUCAACAUGCUAACGCUAACUCUCUAUCCCCCAAUGCUCUCUCUCUCACUGACAGACAGACAGGAGAGGAGGGUACACCAUAGCCAGGUUAGGUUCGCAGAGCAUUGAUAUACAGGGUUGGGUAAUUCAAUCAGUUUUGCCCACAGAGACUGUUCUCAGAAAACCAACAGAAACGUCUAUUUUUCAUUAUAACUCAUGUUGUUCAUAAAAUGCCUGACAACAGGUGUUUAUUUUGAAAUGCUAUAUGGGCCAUAUGAACUAAUACUGUACUGUUUUAAUAACAAGAAACUGUAACAAACUUAAAAUACUCAGCUAACAUUUAAACUAAACACAUACAUUAACAACAAUAUGGGUUGUAUGGAAAGAUAAAAUAUAUGACUCAUGUCUUAUGUCUUAUUCAACAUUUGAAAUACAUAUUCAAACCACAAGGUGUGCUUUGCGAACCUUGCCUGUUUGAUUCAAGAGAUGACAUUUAAUAAGUUGGGUAAAAUACAAUACCAGGCCAAUUUCUCUUCAUGGUUUUGCAACUUAUUUUUAAACUUGAUUGUGCUACGUUGUGAAUAUUAUAAGCUUAACUAUUGCUUUAAUAUCCAAACAUCCUUUUAAAAGUUAGAAGUAUUAUCUAGUCUGGUACUGAGUUAUGAAAAAUGCCUUACAAAUUCUGGGAAACAACCCCUAAGCACAAUUGCAUUGGAAGCAAAACUGCUCAACUAAUUUGACUUGGCUCUGUGAAUUAGUUGGCCAAGUCAUUGUUUUGGGGAUGUGUAAUCAUUUUGGCAGGAAGUCAUCUUUUUGAGAAGAAGUAGGUGGAAGAGUAUGAGCUCCUUCUCGAACAUCACUGUGUCUAGGCAAGUCCUCUGCAUUAAAGGCAGUUUUUGCAUCUUUUUAUUGGAUAGAAUCAGACAUGAAUAUUAAUUUACAUACUUUACAAUAAAUACAGUAAAUAAACUUAAGCGGCAGGUAAGGCCAAAGUCAUAAUGCGUAGAUAACAUGUAGUUGUAUUUUGUAGUUUGCUAAAUGAGGAAAAAGCUUGUGAUUAGGCUAUAUCCGUACCAUAUGUUAUGUAUUUUAUUGCUCCGCAAAUGCUGGUUUCCACCAUUGCUGCCUAUGCAUAUGAAAGUUAUUGUUGAUGGUUUAAGGAUUUAUACUGUGGUUAUAAAAUGAUGUUACUCAUUGGCUGCUUUUAACUUGCCUAUUCCCAAGGUGGAAAUCCAGUGCUUAGUACUCAAAGGGGUUAUUUUCGUACGUGUACGUAUUUGUGUGCUAUGAAAAAAGGCUUGACAGAUUUUGAAAUGAUCUUUUUUCUAAAAAUAGAACAUUUCGAGCUGCCACUGUGCUUUGGGGAAAAAGACUGACUUUAUUGACAGUAAUAUUUUCAUGAAAAGGAACUAAAUUCCUCUUCAUGUUUUAUAUUUUGACCUUACCUCAAAUGUAAAAAAAAAAUUAUACUUUUAUGUGCAAAAAUAAUGUUCUGUGCUUUAUUGGAUACUAUUUGCUUGGAGGCAGAAAUGUCCACAAAGCAAAUGUUGAAUGUGUUAUUAAUGCACUGCAGUUGCAGCAUGCCAGUAUAUUGUCCACGUUAACCCACAAAGGAAGUAUCUCUCAGUCCUCAUAGUGGGAGUAUCCCCUUAGAACCCCUACUGUUUUGAUAUAUGGCACUGAACGUCACAAUUUUAAAAUGGCAACAAAACAUACUUGUUUGAAAUGAUAUAGCCAUAGUUGUACUGUUCAGGUGUCAUCUUUCCCUCUGAGGACAUUGGUUAAUCUGUUGUCUCCAGGUCUAUGGGGAAUCCAUGUGCUGCAAUGCAUUGAUGCAGACUACUGAGUGUGCCAAACCUAAGCUGUGUUAAGCUGCCUCAUCCGCUGCCUGCCACUUCUCAAUUAGCACUUUGAGUAAUUGGUUUGCCAAAUCUAUUUCUCAGACUGAUGCACGUUCUAAUGUCACACACACACUCACACUUUUGAGGUUUUACUAUCCUUGUGGGGAUGUUAUUCCGCUUCAAAUUCCUAUUUCACCUGACUCCAUAACGUUAACCACACCCCUAGGUCUAUACCCUAAACUCUAACCCAACCCCAAAUUACCUUAACCACACCCCUAGCUCGAUCUCCUAAACUCUAACCCAACCCCAAAUAACCUUAACCACACCCCUAGCUCGAUCUCCUAAACUCUAACCCAACCCCAAAUAACCUUAACCACAUCCAAGAACUUUAAAUAAAAAAUUAGAAAGACCAAUGAAAUAUCCCCACAAGGGACAAUUCCCUCUGAGCGCAGUAUUCUUGCACGGAUAAUAAAACCAUGCGCACACUCGCGCACACACACACACACACACACACACUUUACAUAUUACUAUUCUUGUGGGAACCAACAACCAUAUUUCCAUAAAAAAUUAUAUUUACCCUAAAUCCUUAGCAUUUAAUUUAACCUUGACCCCAACCCCAAUUGUAACAUUUACCCUAAACCUAACCCCAAGCCAAAAAUAGCAACCAACAACAUAUCUUUUUUUCUUAUUUUAGUAUCUUUGCUCAGAUUUUUGGUCUUCACUGGGAUAGCUAAACCUGUAUCAUCACAAACCACUUGUUUACAAUCACUCACUUCUAUCUCAAUCCCUUUAUUUCCUGUUACUUAUCUAUUUCAUUGCAUUUUAAGCAUGAAGCUGGUGUGUCUCUGAUAACAGUGAACAGAAAUCACUCUCAAAAGCUAGCAACACUAAUUAGGCAAUUGAACAUGAAUCGCCUCAUGCAGAGCAAUACAAGCUCUUUAUUUGCUAAGAUUGAUGGCCCAUCGUCAGGGGGAAUUGUUAAAAACAGUCAGUGAAUCGUGGCUGUGUAGAGUAGAUUGUAUUUGGCCCUUCAUGGAUCUCCAAAGGGUAGCAGUGAUAUGGAAGCUUACGGUUUUCCUCUGGAGCACUAUAAUUUAAUGACCGCCUUUAUAACCAGUUCCUGCUUUGAUGUGGCCAUGAACACAGUGAAUAUAUCACAUGCAGUUCCAUCAUUAUAGUCUGUUAAAUAUGCUCAUUCUACAUGACAGGGCUGAUGUCCACCAGGGCAAGACCAAUAUUUAAAACAGUUUGUUGUGUUCAAAUACCUGUUAGAUAUAAAUAAUCCUAGCAGAGAGAUAGAGUGAAGUAAAUUGUAUUGUGUUGAAUUCCUUGCUCUGGGGCUUCGGACGUUGUUGAUUGUAUUUGUGCCAGAAUUCUGUGUCUUACAAUGUUGGAUUGGAAAUAAGCUUACCCAACUUUCUUUUAGAGGAGAUUUUAAUUGGCAUCACAUUCUUUAAUGCCUCAACAUAACAUUUCUUAUUUUAAAGGACUAAUGUCUGUCUAUAUGAAGUGUUAAUACAUAUCCAUGUAACAAAUCUGUAAGUCCAUAUGUUUUUCUUUCCGGAACAUGUGCAGUAAAAAUCUACAAAGUAAUAAAAUACGGUAUGUAUUAUUG